Molecule: messenger RNA, 950 nt
Organism: Mycetomoellerius zeteki
Lineage: Eukaryota; Metazoa; Arthropoda; Insecta; Hymenoptera; Formicidae
Exons: 2
Coding region: 630-950 (106 amino acids)
Source: RefSeq, a predicted model, not a curated record
UAAAUAUAUAAAUAUAUAAAUAAAAAGGAGAGAGGAAAGAGAGUGAUUCGUGAGCGUGCGUGUAAAUAAGAGCUAUUUUUCGUAUGAGAGCGAAAGAGACGCGCCCUGGCCGGAGAGAAGCGAGAAACGACAUAUUCGAAAGCAUCUUCGGACGAGGGAAGAUUUAGGCUGUUUCUCUUGAAGCCGAAUCGUCAAGUGGAGUAUAAGAAGAGGAAGAAGAAGAAGAAGAAAAAGAAGACGAUCACAGUGGCGGCAGAAGAGAGCGAAAGGAUACCGUCGCAUCACGGUUGUUUGGACGUUGUUUCGAUGUUCUCCAGUCCGGAUCGCCGGUGUUUCUUCCCCCUACAGAGGAAUAACCCCUCUCGCGGAGACUGAUCGAGCCGAUAUAUAUAUUUCGUGAAAGAAACCGCAGUGAAGGAGGUGAACAAGUGUCGAAGGUAAAGCGAGGAGUGAAAAAAAAGUGGAAAAGGAGGAAGGAAAGAGAGGGAGAAAGAGAAAGACAGCGCAAAAGAGAGGAAGGAAAUAUAGAGAGCGAUCGUGUGGCAUCGAGAGGGCCGGCUCCAUGUUGUGAGCGUCUGAGGACUGCCGAGGGCAGCAGCGAAAGGGCGGAGUAGGGUGCCGCCGCCGUUAUGGAGUACGGUGGCGGGGGCGGUGGGACACGCGGGGGUGUCCAGCCACCCUCCGCGGGGGCGAGGGGCAUCGCCGGCACCGACACUACCGACGCUGCGUGGCACAAACACGAACAAAUGAUGCUCAUGGAGUCCAGGCACAAGCAACAAUCAAGGUUGCGGCCAGACAGAAGGGAGGCUUCAAAUUGUCCGUACAUCCACCCUAUCGCGCCGCCGGAUUUCACCCCUCCACACUCGCGCACCCUCACACUUCGGCAACAAUACACACAUUUACACUCCCAUUUACACGCACAUAACUUUGCGAUCUUUACGAAUACAUAG